This is a messenger RNA of Metarhizium brunneum ARSEF 3297, 2178 nucleotides long. RefSeq lists its product as uncharacterized. The record is from RefSeq and is a predicted model, not a curated record. Lineage: Eukaryota; Fungi; Ascomycota; Sordariomycetes; Hypocreales; Clavicipitaceae.
AUGCAGUUGGAUGCUGCACCCAGAGCACUCUUCGAGAGGCUCCCAGCCGAGAUCCUCGACUUGAUUCUACUGCAACCGUCCUUGUGCGGUGAAGAUAUUAAAUCGAUUCGCUUGGCCAGCAAAAGAAUCGCAAGCUCUGCCACCAGGCGGUUGUUUCGAAAAGUUCAUAUAUCAGCUCUUCAUCGUGAUCGGGAAGCUUUCUUGAACAUUGCUCAGUCACCACACCUGGCACGCCAUGUACAAACUCUGGUCUGGGACGAGCUAACAGGAAACUUUCGACUUCUGAAGACUUCAUUUCACAUUGAAUACUUGGGAGAGACAAUGGGCUGGGGAGACUCACUUAACUCUGUCGGUUCUAAUCUAGUCGAAGACCUUAUAUCACAAGUUCAGCCGCUAUUUUGGCUAACAUCGGAAUCUGCCCCGCUGGAGGAUGGCGAGAUGGGAUAUAUUGGUGCCCUGCCCUUCUGGGACGAGUUUGUUGAGGCGGCGGACAAGUUGCCGGCUCUUCGAUCGUUUGUUUCGCGCCCAAUGCAGCCCGAUCGCGAGGUUCAGUCUGCCGCGGACGGUUAUCCUCUGACCGUACGAGUCAUCAAGGGAUUUUUUCUCUGCGAGGAUGUGUAUGAACGCCAGGACGCGAUUUUCAAUCUUGGAUUCUUAUUUUAUCUGAUACCACUGCUAAAGCUGUACACGGAACGCGGUGAUCAACGACCACGCCAGCUAUUCUUCUCCGAUGAAGAUUCAGUUACCAAGAGCUCCCUCGAAUAUCUCGCGACCAGUGACGCUCCCGCCUUUAGACAUCUCCACCAUCUAGAGCUUAACGUCUUUGAGCGAGCUCGAUGGUCACGUAGAGAGACGUCUGGACUGGAGGCUUGCCUCACCGAGGCUGUCAAUCUGAGACACCUGCACCUGGGGUAUAUUCAAGCCCAGUGCAGGGACGAUUUUAUCCCCGGAGCCGACAUUGACAGGAGCCCGCUGUAUGCCAUACCUACCCUACCAUCUCUUGUGAGCCUGUGUCUGGACGACGUUAUUCUUGAACAUAACUAUUCAGAGAGCCCCGAUUAUGGUGUCGAUUUGCCUCGUGAUCAUGAACAACCGGCCUUUGUGAACUUUAUCACACGCCAUGCCGCUACCUUGAAAAGGCUCUGUGUUGUGUCUUCCUAUGUGACAAGGCACAGCGUGUGUAAGCUUGCUAGGGUACCUGACUUGAAGCUACACAGGUUUAUCAUGGCAAACCCGGACACGAACAAUACAUACUAUAAUAUUAAAGAGGAAGAUAUCCUGAAUUUUAUUAAUUGGAAGUAUGAGUAUGAUUUAGAAGGCAACAAGCUGCCUGGGCAAGCCGAAGGCCCCACCUUAUCCUCCCGGUUUCCUAAACGCACACAUGUACUCCCGGCAUUGGAAGAAUACGGGAAGGAUGAAUCGUUGACCAUGGUUGAUGAUUGUCGAGAAAUAUGCAGAACACAUGACGCCCCAAGCGGUCUAUGGGUGGAUGAGGACGGCAUAUAUUAUGAUCCCGCAACUGACCAAGAGAUGACGGAGCCAAGGCAGGAAUAUUGCCGCCCCAAAGAUUGGCAAGGCCAAGUCGAUAAACGCAGGUGGGAUGGUGAUUUAGGUCUUUGGCGAGAUACCUCAUCCUGCCACAGUACUCCCUUGCACAAGUAUGCGAUCGACCGAGUCGCCGACACCACUUUUGGCGACAACUUGGACAAGCGCGGAGAAAACGACCCCGGGCUACAGGAGGAGCGUGAUAGGGCUAUCGAAUUACCUGCCUAUCCACCUGAACUAUGCCUCUUGGAAGAAUUUGAACAUCAAGCUCGAAAACUCGGACACCCAAAAUGGGCCUGGGGGACAGACGACCUAGGCCAUGUCUGGUACUGGGAAGUCCCCAAUAAUGGUCCAGGCCACCCCACGAGAAUCUGGCACUUCACGCACAGGAACGGCGAAGAGGCAUACGGCGACGAUCCGCUGGAUUUCUGGCCAGACUGGGAGGGCGGCACAUCUGGGGACACCGUCUCUGCGACACCAUUCGGCGGCGAGCUGAGGUCAUUCGCAGAGGCUGCCAGUGACAAACGGCGAGGAGACUCGCACCCGCCAUCCACCCAGGUAGGGACGAAAUAUGGCCGGCCGGCCAGGUAUAGUCUGCUCAGCGACCCAUGGUGGGCUCAAAAACACCCAUAA